Messenger RNA from Orbicella faveolata, 3464 nucleotides. RefSeq lists its product as uncharacterized. Gene Ontology annotation, cellular component: nucleus; super elongation complex. NCBI's taxonomy places the organism in Eukaryota, Metazoa, Cnidaria, Anthozoa, Scleractinia, Merulinidae. Gene Ontology annotation, biological process: regulation of gene expression. The record is from RefSeq and is a predicted model, not a curated record.
UAAACACCAUCAAGCAGAUAGGUUACAAAAAGAAAAAAAUCAUUUGCCAAUGAUGGUCCCAUUACUGUACAUUUACAAAAUAAUUUUAUUUUUUGCAGACUGACAAGGAAGCCAAAGCUUUCUUAUACGUGGAUGCUGUGCUACACUUUGCUCGAUGUGGAAAAGCCAUUGAGCAAAAUGAGGAAUCAGAUUCUCGCUCAGCAAUUCAAAUGUACUCUGAGACACUGGAUCUUCUCAGGUACACAAUGCGCAACUUUGUGAACAAACAUACUCAUCGAUCUGAUCGUGUUCCAGAUAAACGACUCUCUGUUUUAUGUAUGAGGAUUCAAUCUAUAUUGUACAUGAGGCUGUAUAAAUUAAGGAAAGACAAUGUCAUGAGAAAUGUCAAGAUGGUCACAGAGCAUUUUAGGGGUCCUCCAAAAAGUACUCAAGCUCCUUCACCCUAUACAUCAAAUACAAAGACUACCGGCACCCCGUCCCCUCUCUCACCCACUCCAUCCCCCUCAGGAAGCGUUGGCAGUGUGGGAAGCAAUGGUAGCAAUGAAACUAUGACCACACCCUCUAGGAAUGGCAAACCCUCUUCAGGCUCUAAUGCAAUGACUUCACCUGUAAACGUGUGCAUUCCACAGAAGAUUCAUGCUAUGACCCAGCAGCAUGUUUUACUAGUUAAUAACUUGGUGUACAGUCAAGAUAUGUGGGACCAGGCUCAACCUGUUGUACUUGAAUUCAGAGAUUUCUUUAUGGAUCUGGAUCGGAAGUGUGGACCGCUUACCCUUCACAGUUCAAUUGUCCACUUGUUUGGGUACAUUGAAGAAGGCAUGAAGCGCAUCCAAGAUUCACUGAAGACUGAGAAGUCAUCUUGAUGCAGCGUAAUAUGAGUGAGGAAUGAACAUAAGCCAUUGUAAAUGAUCCUGUAAACCACAGACCGGACCGGAAUUGUGGACGUAGACAUUCACUCAAAUAGAAGUAGAACACCAUCUCAAUAAACAAAUGGUAGAUAAUAGUGAAGUCACAAUUAAUUUGCUAGUAAAUGAGGUAUAUUACUGAAGUGAAACUUUUGGGCAAGGGAAUACACAAACUGUAGAUUGUUUCAUAAUAAUAAUUAUAAUAGUUAUUACACCCAGUGGACAGUAUUGGACAGUAUAUGAAUAGUGUUGCACUAUAUAAAUAAUAUUUGGCAUCAGUCAUUUCCCAGAGAUGUGAAUUAAGUAAGAGUAUUAUCAUAUUCCUUGUUAUUGGUAUAUUUUGUAGAAUACAUGCAAUAUUUUUUCAUAUGGAAUAAAUAAAUAAAUAAACAAACAAGCAAACAGAAUAUAUGGUUAUCUCAGCAACCACGCCAGUCAGAAGCAAAUCAUAUCUACAGUGUACUAUAGUUUAUAAUUUUCUGGACUAUUUACCAGUUUAAGUAUGCAGGGCAUAUUUCAACCUUCUUAACGGUUUGCUUUUUAACAAUAUACUGACUAAAUGCCAAACCAGGUUUCCUGAAAGCUGUUUAGAAAUAUUAAUACAAGACUUACACUAUUUCUGUAUUUCUCAGCAUGACUGAGCAGGCAUCUAGGCCAAAGCUGCAUCUUGAAUUUCCACAUUAUCAACAUCUCAAGUUACUUUGCUGACUGUUUCUGUUUUUUUGGACGUGCUUAGCUUAAAUAAUAUGAUUUGAAGUUACUUGGCUGUUUGAAGAUGUUGAAAACAUUUUAGGUCCACAGUGUGUUUCAAGGGUUACAGUGUAUGUAUUGCAGAUUAAUGUCCAUUAAUCUUCAUUGACGACUGGGACCUUUCUUAAAUCCUAGAAUCCGUGUGCUGCCUGGUUCAGAGAACUAAAUGUUUAGGACGAGACCAGAGUAUUAUGAGAUCACUUAACUCAUGCGUGCCGAAUUGAGAACUUGGUACAAUGUGUUAUUAUUGGCAUUACAUCAAGUUUGCAGUUAAGACAGAAAACUGCAGAUCUCUUCAAUUUAUCUUGACAAUUUGUUCUUAGAACUGGAAAAUGUUUUCAACUUUUAUUUUGUAGUUUGUUCGGAUCUGCGUCUGAACUUUUAAAAGAAAGUUCUUAUGAAAUAAUGGGGAGGUUUAUGAUGCAGCUGGUCCAAUUGUCCCAGAAUUAUUUUUAAUCUUUCACCUUACUUGCCUUCAGUACAUUCCAUGUAGGAUGAUAGUGCAUAGCACACGUGAUAUGCUGUUUUGUACACGUGGAAACGAAAUUUAGCCAAUUGUAAGCAAGGUUAUAAAACUAAUCCCUUUUGAAGCUGAAAGCGUUGAUGAUAACGAAUGACAGAGUAUAUCAUUUGUAGAAAGUGUGUUAUUGUAUCAAAUUUAGGUCUAUUUUAUUUUACUAUGGUAUUAAAAAAGUUAGAGAAAUUUGAGUGGAAAUUUGACAAACAUUUUGAUUUCAAAGUUCUUUUCUUGCAGAUUCUUUUGCUUCAAUUUUCCGGGGGGGGGGAUCGUUUUUUCCUUUGAAUAAAGUAUUUAAAUGUUGGGGAGGUAUUUAACCGUAAACAGUUCUUUUAACCAGAGAAUUUUGUAUUUCUGUAAUGCAUGCUGUAGAAAGUGUCAUUGUUUUAUGAAUGGGUUGGUGUAAGCCGUAACAUUUUGAUAAUGUCUUCACAGUUUUACUUGACAUAUUUAGAGACCAUUCAGUCUUUUAGUUUCAAAUACGAACCGCAUAAUAUUUCUGGUAUUUUACAGAAGUGAAACCAUUUUAUAUGAGACUUUUUAUUUCCCAGCUUUUCUUGGAGUCAUGUGUUUUGCUAUAUGCGGUAAUUUCAUAUUUAGAUCAUUUUCAUACCGAAAAACAUUUCAUUUUGUUUGUAAUAAUGCACGGAUGUAGGCCAUUUUAAAAUUCAAUUUUACUGACUCGUGGACCCAUUUUGUAGACAUUUUGUUCCCAAGGAAAUGCUCCUGUAAAACUGUGAAGAAUCAUCAUUUUUCCAGGCUUUUUGUUUUUUUCAAAAGGGGUUUUGAACUACGGUUGUUAGCAGCAAAUUUUUCUUUCUCAAUAUCCGUUUUUCCUUCAUAAUGAAUCUCAUUAUCAUAAUUUAUUAAAGGGUGAAAGGAAUAGACCCAUUUUUUGUAAAAUAGAUUUCUAUGUUAUAUAAUGUCGUUCAAAGCUACCUUCAAAAAUCUUUAGGUUUUCACAGGCCUUCAGGGCGCGGCGACCGCUUUAAUAAGUGAUUUUAUGCCUCGUGGGAUGUCUUGACCUGCUGUAAUUGUCGACACCAUUCUGACGCAUUCCACCAUUCAAAAUAUUUGUUUGAAACAUGCCCUAAUCAAAGGGUUGGCAUUUUUUUAGCGGAAAAAGGUGCAGCAGAGUCAAGUGACAAAUGGUGUAACAAUUACCUGCAGGUCUAUGGAACCCCGUUAAGCCUCUCUCCUACAUUUGAUACAUUUCUGUUGUUUACUCAAUACUUUCGUUUUUCUGUCUGUCUGUCCGAACUGAGGUAAAUAAAAUUAUCGCAUACUGUAAA